GUCGGCGGCAGCCGGGACCCCAGUCGUGCGGCGCGGGCCCGGGGAAGGGGGGAGUCCCUGGCCCCGAGGCCGUCGACGCUCCUGCAGCCCCGUCUGCUAGGCCCCGCACGGGAAUGUGGACACCUGCCCCGCCGAGGUGAGAUCACUGGACAAUGCCACCUGCUUUGUGGACAGUGUGGGUCUUGGGGUCUGUAAUCAGCCUCCCCAAGGAAGGAGCCUCUGAUCAGGCUUCUUCUCUGUCUUGUGACCCCACUGGUGUCUGCGAUGGCCGCUCCAGAUCUUUAAACUCCAUCCCCUCAGGGCUCACGGCAGCUGUGAAAAGCCUUGACCUGUCCAGCAAUGAGAUCACCUAUGUCAGCAACAGCGACCUGCGGAGGUGUGUGAACCUCAGGACUCUGAGGCUGGGGGCCAAUGAAAUUCACACGGUGGAGGAAGAUUCUUUUUUUUCGCUGAGGAGUCUUGAAUAUUUGGACUUAUCCUACAAUCGUUUAUCUUACUUCUCAUCCUCCUGGUUCAGAUCCCUUUCUGCCUUGAAAUUCUUAAACUUACUGGGAAAUUUAUACAAAACACUCGGGGAAAGAUCUCUUUUUUCUCAUCUCCCAAAUCUGCGAAUUCUGAAAGUAGGAAAUAGUAACAGCUUCACUGAGAUUCAGGAAAAGGAUUUCGCUGGGCUAACUCUUCUUGAGAAACUUGAGAUUAAUGCUCCAAAUCUGCAGACAUAUGCGCCGAAGAGUUUAAAGUCGAUCCGGAACGUCAGCCAUCUGAUUCUUCAUCUGAAGCAGCCUGUUUUACUGUUGGAGAUUUUUGUAGAUAUUUUAAGUUCCUUAGAACAUUUAGAACUGAGAGAUACUAAUUUGAACACUUUUCAUUUUUCAGAAGUAUCCAUCAGUGAAACGAAUACAUCGAUUAAAAAGUUUACAUUUAGAAAUGUGCAAAUCACUGACGAAAGUUUUACUGAAGUUGUGAAACUGUUUAAUUAUGCUUCUGGAGGCUUAGAAGUAGAGUUUGAUGACUGUACCCAUGAUGGAGUUGGUGAUUUUAGGACAUUGACUCUGGAGACAAUGAAACGCCUACGUGACGUGGAGACAUUAACAAUACGGAAGUUGCAUGUCCCACAGUUUUUCUUAUUUCAUGAUCUGAGUAAUAUAUAUUCACUCACAGGAAAAGUUAAAAGAAUCACAAUAGAAAACAGUAAGGUUUUUCUGGUUCCCUGUUUACUUUCACAACAUUUAAAAUCAUUAGAAUAUUUGGAUCUCAGUGAAAACUUAAUGUCUGAAGAAACCUUGAAAAACUCAGCCUGUGAGCAUGCCUGGCCCUUCCUAAAAACCUUAGUUUUAAGGCAGAAUCGUUUGAAAUCAUUAGAAAAAACUGGAGAAAUUUUGCUUACUCUGAAAAACCUGACUAACCUUGAUAUCAGUAAGAAUAAUUUUCAUUCAAUGCCUGAAACUUGUCAGUGGCCAGGAAAAAUGAAAUAUUUGAACUUAUCCAGCACAAGAAUACAAAGUUUAACCCGUUGCAUUCCCCAGACACUGGAAAUUUUAGAUAUUAGCAAUAACAAUCUCGAUUCAUUUUCUUUGAUUUUGCCAAAACUCAAAGAACUUUAUAUUUCCAGAAAUAAGUUGAAGACUCUACCAGAUGCCUCCUUUUUACCUGUGUUAUUAGUUAUGAGAAUCAGCAGAAAUAUAAUAAAUACUUUCUCUAAGGAGCAACUUGAUUCUUUUCAAAAACUGAAGACUUUGGAAGCUGGUGGCAACAGUUUCGUUUGCUCCUGUGACUUCCUGUCUUUCACACAGGGGCAGCAGGCCGUGGCCCAGGUCCUGAUCGACUGGCCAGAAGAAUACCUGUGUGACUCUCCAUCCUCCGUGCGGGGCCAGCGGGUUCAGGACACCCGGCUCUCGCCUUCUGAAUGCCACAGGGCAGCCGUGGUGUCUGCCGUGUGCUGUGCCCUUUUCCUGUCGUUCCUGCUCGUGGGAGUUCUGUGCCACCGUUUCCACGGACUGUGGUACAUGAAGAUGAUGUGGGCCUGGCUCCAGGCCAAGAGGAAGCCCAGGAAGGCUCCCCGCAGGGACAUCUGCUAUGACGCCUUUGUGUCCUACAGUGAACGGGAUUCCUACUGGGUGGAGAACCUCAUGGUCCAGGAGCUGGAGCACUUCAGACCUCCCUUUAAGUUGUGUCUUCACAAGCGGGACUUCAUUCCUGGCAAGUGGAUUAUAGACAAUAUCAUUGACUCCAUUGAAAAGAGCCACAAAACCAUCUUUGUGCUUUCUGAGAACUUUGUGAAGAGUGAGUGGUGCAAGUACGAGCUGGACUUCUCCCAUUUUCGUCUCUUUGAUGAGAACGACGAUGCUGCCAUUCUCAUUCUGCUGGAGCCCAUUGAGAAAAAGGCCAUCCCCCAGCGUUUCUGUAAACUGCGGAAGAUCAUGAACACCAAGACCUACUUGGAGUGGCCCGCUGAUGAGACGCAGCAGGAAGGGUUUUGGGUAAAUUUGAGAGCUGCAAUAAAGUCCUAGGAUCCCUCAUUAAGGGUCAGUCUUGGUCGGGUGGUGGUCUUUCUAUCACUAGUUAUAACUAAGUCCAUUCUGACCCAAUUAUAUGUAAACUAUAUGAAUGAGGACUUGCUUACUGAAACAACUAAAACUGUCCAAAAGCUGCUACCAGAUUGGAAAAACAUGGUUCUGGGCUUUUCUUUAUCCUAUGAGAUAAUCAUGAUCUCACUGCAUUAUUGAUAUCUGAAUUAUCUGUACCAAUUGACUUAGUGCAUUAGGAAACAGCAGAAAUGAGCAGAAGAUUUCAAAUGACUGUGUCCGUCAGCUUUCUGCCAGGAGACUCACGCAUGUCUGUAGAGGUCGUUCUCCAUCCCCGCAGCUGUCCCUUCUGUGCCUGAUUGCUCUCAAGAGCAGCAAGGCAAAAUGUUACUGCUGUUCUUAGAAAAAAAGUGCUGUGUGUCCUCAUUAAGCUUCACAGGAUACAAAAAACCCUAGAAGGUAUAUUUUCAUAUGAACUGGAUCUGUCUUUCUCGCUAUUUGAUAAGUUUCUCCAGCCAUAGUUACUUGAGAGAGGGUAUAUAACCCAAGAUGCAGUAAAUUAUGUAUUUCUAUGAAAAUGAAACUAAUGAAAUAUAUACUCAGUUUUGAAGGAUUUGAAAGAAUCCCCCUAUAUCCCUGACUCAGAUCUUCAGCCUUUAACUAUGUGUGAAGUUCUAAUUAGUGUCUGGUUACUCUGCUUUCAGCCCCAUCUUCUAGUCGGCUUCCCUUGCAUCAUGUUGCUUUUUCCUUCUUUGAAAAGUCUUGUUUCUGAUUUUUUCUCUUUUUGAAACAUUAUGAAUGUACGUAUGAGCUAAAUAGAUUUUUAAGCAAAUAUAGAUCUAGAGGUUCUUCACAAUGACUCAGAAAUAUUUGAUACACAAUAAUUUAAAAGAUAGAUACUACUUCCAUAUGUUAAUUUUUAGAAUCUAGAUAAUAAGACAUUAAGUGAAUACAUUAAAUUUAAAAGUGAGGAGCUAUUUAUGGACUUCAUCCAACUCACUCCUUAAGCUGGGAACCACAUGUGAAAGGAAGUGACCUUGCUCAGUCCUCAGCCAAAACUGGGUCUGUGUGGUUAGUUGGGGUCUGGAAUCAGAAGGACCUGGGUUAGUAUGCAUGUAUCUUUGGGCAACUCAAUCUGAUCCCAAAUAUUUUCCUGUCCUUAAGAUAGGGAUAAUAAUAAAUACAUCGUAGGGUCUGAUGUAGAUGUCAAUGUGCAGUAAUAUCAGUAAAGCACUGGCAUGUGCCCCUGGAUGAGGACCAACCCUAUGAGAAUGGGUACCAUGGGGUACUCGCACAGGGUGACAGGUGCCUGUGGUAGGUGUUAGCUAUUAUUAUUAUUUUCCAAGAAGGAAGUCCUCUUAUAUAUUAUGGUUUGUAAAUGAAUGUUUUUGUGUUAUGAGUACUAGCAGGGAUCUAGGGUAUAUUUUCUGUCGUUUGCAGAAAGUUAUCCCAAAGAAAUAAGUUCAUUAAGUGCAGGACAGGCUUUAGUCCUUGGGAAACCCAAACAGUGGGUUCUUCUAUCUCACACAAACUCCUGGGAGAGUGUAAUGGAGUACCCAGCCUAAGAAAAAAAUAGACAAGUUCAGGAGAAGGAGAGUUGAGAUGCCACAGAAACCAAACACAAAAUGGACUUUUUGCUUUAGUCCUCUAUUUCCUUCCUACAUUAAGCACAAUGUUAAUUGUCAUGAGAACCAGACAAAUUUAACGUGGACUUGACCUGUAGAUUUAAUUUCAAUAAUUUAAACAGCAAUAGAAAAGCUUCAUAGUUAAUUGAUAGAUUUAAAAUAAUAUUUUAAAAAUAAUCUAUUUUUCUCAUUGCAAAUGUUAAACUGUAGAAAAUUUGGACAAGAAACAAAAGCAUAUAAAAGGAAUUAAGAAUCAGCUCUUAUCCCUUUACCUUGAGAUAACCACUGGUAACUGAGUAGUAUAUACAUAUUACUUCACAAAACUGAGACUAGAUUUAAUUAAUUAAUUUAUUUAAAAUUAAUUUAUUUUUUGGCUGCGUUGGGUCUUCAUUGCUGUGCACGGGCUUUCUCUAGUUGUGGCAAGUAGGGGCUACUCUUCACUGUGGUGUGUGGGCUUCUCAUUGCAGUGGCUUCUUUUUGUGGAGCACGGGCUCUAGGCUCGUGGGCUUCAGUAGUCGUGUUGCAUGAGCUCAGUAGUUGUGGCGCAUGGGCUUAGUUGCUCCGCGGCAUGCGGGAUCUUCCCGGACCAGGGCUCGAACCUGUGUCCCUGCAUUGGCAAGCGGAUUCUUAACCACUGCGCCACCAGGGAAGCCCCUGAGAUUAGAUUUUAAAUGCCUAAACUGUGUAAAGGAAAUAGCAUCUUUAUUUUUUUCUGAUAUUGUUUAGUAAUUAUCUAACAUUUCUGAACUCUGAGGGUCAUUCAGAAUUCCAUGAAGACACAUGCUGGUUUACUUACCCAGAGUCCUAAAGGGUCUUCACUCUGCUCUCCAUAAAAGGCAGAUGGCAAAUACAUCAGAGGUGCAUUUAAGGGCUCUGCUACAAAAGGCAAACUAAUUUUUAGUUGGUGCUUUAUCCAGUUGUGAGGUCUUUUAUUUGUCUGUAGCCUGUAAGUUCAAAAAUCUUGAUUUAUCUCUUUAAUCCUUGCACAUGCCUGGUACGUAAUAAAUAUUGAAUUGUUGAAAUGUUUGCUGAGUAGAGAAAUAAAGCAGAGUUAAAUCUUCUAAUAA
This is a messenger RNA of Lagenorhynchus albirostris (white-beaked dolphin), 5217 nucleotides long. Its product is annotated as toll-like receptor 2. Gene Ontology annotation, biological process: toll-like receptor signaling pathway; inflammatory response; immune response. The record is from RefSeq and is a predicted model, not a curated record. NCBI's taxonomy places the organism in Eukaryota, Metazoa, Chordata, Mammalia, Artiodactyla, Delphinidae. Bases 153 to 2510 code for a protein of 785 amino acids. The transcript is spliced from 2 exons. Gene Ontology annotation, molecular function: transmembrane signaling receptor activity; triacyl lipopeptide binding; protein binding. Gene Ontology annotation, cellular component: membrane.